UUUACGGUCAAUGCGUUUGCAUACCUUGCUUUACUCCUUGGUAUGUCUUGGCAAGUAGGCCAAGGACGGGCCAAGAAACAGCCAAGACCAGAGCGUGAAGAAAUAUAAAAGCCAGAGAAAGCAGGAUGGAUAUCAGUCUAUCCUCUACUCUGCCUUCUGAAGCUGCGACUGUAAUACCAGUAACAUACGCCACGAUGUCAUAUCAACGAGUAGUAUCUUUUCAGUUACCAUCACCCAGCGAAGCAACGUACCAUUACUGGGUCGAGAUGCUCGAAGCCAUUGUGGAAGACGGCCUGAGAUGUCGAAGGAGCGUUUCUGAUCAGUCCAUCAAAUCACCGCGAAAGCUAGCGCCUUCAACCUCUAAGGUACAUGGCGGUAGAGUAGGAUCUUUGGCAUACUUCCUGCUGCCGUCGACCAAAUCGGAGUUACCGAGAGUGUGCAUUGAGGGCCGACUGCAAGCGGCAUGCGAGGAGACUCUUGAUCGAGCCAGCAACGUGAAUGGGAUUCCAUUUUCAAGGGGCGUAGAAUCCAGUGUAGCAGAAGAUACUUUAGAACUCGCCCAACGAAUCCUGUCUAUUGUGAACUGUGAUGCCCUCGUGAUCGACACCAAACUCGUUGUUGACAACCCUUCAACCCCCGCUGAGAACUUUGGAUCCGACUGCACUCUAUCCCCCAACAUCAAUCUGUUCAGUUCAACGUUGCGCAUCGUUGCAGGCACUGAAACCCGAUAUCGGGUAAUCCAAAAUAGAAGACCAAAGACUGCUUUUAACAUCGUCGAGGUGGCAUACAAGUUGACAAAAGAAAUGUGCGACCUCUUGACCGGCAAACCGGAUUAUGCGGAUCAGAACCUCACGAAAAGAAGGGAAAAACCUGUCUCUGCAACAAAAUGCAGGACAUAUAACGAGUUCAGAACUUCAAGGGGAACUGUGAAAGUUGGUGGGAGAUGAUUAUGGAUACGUUGUAUACCCUCUGUACAUUAGUAAAUUUCAAAGUGUAGGACAUGCUAGUGAGCGAAACCUGUGUCUGCACCAAUGCCUAAUAAAUUCGCUCC
Messenger RNA from Spizellomyces punctatus DAOM BR117, 1051 nucleotides. RefSeq lists its product as uncharacterized. The transcript has a single exon. Lineage: Eukaryota; Fungi; Chytridiomycota; Chytridiomycetes; Spizellomycetales; Spizellomycetaceae. Bases 126 to 947 code for a protein of 273 amino acids. The record is from RefSeq and is a predicted model, not a curated record.